AUGUCUACUAGUGACUCAAACAUGAUGCAAGAUUUGGAUUCAGCUUCGCAUCAACAACCUCAUAUUUUUCCUGGAAACAUGAGACAAUUAUUCCAACAUGUCAUCGACGAUGUUUUCGCAAUAAGAGCAGCCAUUCAAAACCCAAACCCAGAUGGUAAUAACAAUACUACGUCGAGGCGGCUGCCAGCAUCAAAGGAGGCAAUUGAUGCGAUGCCAAGAAUAACAGUGGAAGAAGCUGGGAAUGAUUGUGCAAUUUGUUUAAAUGAGAUUGGAAUCGGUUCAGAACUUAGAGAGAUGCCUUGCAAACAUAGCUUCCAUUCGGGUUGUAUUGAACAUUGGUUAGGGAUUCAUGGGUCUUGUCCCGUUUGUCGGUUUUUGAUGCCUGUGGAUGGAGGAGAGGUCGCGGCUAGUGGAUCUGGAUCUUAG
Dovyalis caffra is the source of this 426-nucleotide messenger RNA. NCBI's taxonomy places the organism in Eukaryota, Viridiplantae, Streptophyta, Magnoliopsida, Malpighiales, Salicaceae. The record is from the annotation of a GenBank genome assembly.